This is a messenger RNA of Aspergillus puulaauensis, 2586 nucleotides long. RefSeq lists its product as uncharacterized. The record is from RefSeq and is a predicted model, not a curated record. Gene Ontology annotation, molecular function: serine-type peptidase activity. Gene Ontology annotation, biological process: proteolysis. The transcript is spliced from 6 exons. The coding region runs from base 1 to 2586 and encodes 861 amino acids. NCBI's taxonomy places the organism in Eukaryota, Fungi, Ascomycota, Eurotiomycetes, Eurotiales, Aspergillaceae.
AUGCGGUUCAUUGCUGGCAUACUCGCUCUACUUCCGUUGACAGUUUUUGCUGCAUCGGGAUCUCCCACUUCCACCACCAGCAGUUCACCUUCGCCUAAUCCACACGUGUGUGGGGAUCUUAUUAAUGGUCGCGACUCUCUAGAUGGAGACGGCCUAGUGUUCAACGCGUCCAAAGCCUACGAGUGUCUGACCAGCGUACCCUUCAACCCGGCCGUUGCCAGCCGACUGAUCAAAUACUACAACGAUACUAUUCAGUUUCAGAGUACCCUCGCUUACCUUGCACAUCCACCCCCGACCUACCAGCAGCCGGCAACCGACUUGCUGGCUGGGUUGGCUGAGCUCCAACGCGGGAUUGACCAAGGUGUCUUUGCGGACGAAUAUGAGUUCGAGGCUGCACUGAAUCGGCUGGUAUACUCGGCACAUGAUGGCCAUCUCGGUAUGCUUGGUGGGGUGUUGGAGGUCUUUACCUUUUCAGCGCCGGUCGAUAUCGUUUCCUUGUCGUUGGACGGGAAAGAAUUGCCAAAGGUUUAUAUCGCAGAUGACUGGAUCCUCCACCAAAUUGCCGACCAUCCUCUGUCAUGGCAACCGUCAGCCAUCUCGACCAUCAACGACCAAGAUGUCGUGGAAUAUCUCACUGAGUUCGCCAUCACGAACGCCUUUGGAAAUCUGGAGCCUCACACGGAUUGGAAUGCGCUAAUGAGAAGCGCCGCCUUGGACAGCCAGGGAUAUCUGGAACUAUUCGCGGCGGCCAGCAUCUACCCCGGCGCCACAAUUACUUUCACAUUUGAAAACGGGACCAGGAAUACGAUGGAUUGGCUGUCUCUGUAUUAUACUGCGGAAGAUACCGGGCCCCUCGAGACUGGUGGUGACUUUUAUAACUAUUUUGUGCUGGGUUUUUUACCAGAAUCCUACAACGAAACCGACACCGAGGACGACACGGGAAUAAGUGAUGAAGAAGCGGCAGCAACUGAAACCGAAUCUGCGUCGAGCAGCGUCGUUCCUCUAUCGACGCCAACUGCAGACCUGGAGCCGUCCAAGGGUCCCCAGCUCUACUCCCCUCCCUACCCCCCUAGCACUGAUAUAUACAUGGUUGAUGAUGAUGAUGAGAAUGGAAUGCUUUUGCGUGGAUACUUCCUCAACGAAUCCUCAUUAGCCGUCCUGGCCAUUCCCUCCUUCUCGUAUUAUGGGAAAGAUGCCCAGAAAUUUAGCGACGCAGUGAAACGGUUCAUAAGGCGCAGCCGGGACAUAGGGCUAAAGAAAGUCAUCAUUGACGUGCAACAGAACGCCGGUGGGGAAACGCUACUUGCGAUUGAAACCUUCAAAUUGUUCUUCCCUUAUCGUGAGCCGUUCGCAGGAAGCCGUCGGCGUGCCCAUCCCAUGGCCGACGUAAUGGGGUCUACCAUCACAGACUACUGGAAUGAUAAUCUCACCUCAGGAGAUGAUGGCUAUACCUGGCUAUCCACAAAUGAAUGGGUUGUCACUGGUCGCAUUGACGCUGAAACUUCCGAAAAUUUUACCUCGUGGCAGGACUAUUUCGGACCAGUCAGUAGCUAUCAUGGGGAUGACUUUACCAAAACGGAGAAAUACAACCUAACCAGCCAGAUCUUCGACCUUGAGGCAAUUGGUCUGCUGGUAGAUGGCUGGGAAAGCCCUCGGCGGCCAGUUUUCGCGGCCGAAGACAUCAUAAUCUUCGGUGAUGGUAUAUGCGGCUCAGCAUGUGCUCUCUUCAUGGAAAUGAUGCACCACGAAGCCGGCGUGCGCACGGUAGUUGCAGGAGGCCGGCCCAACUACGGGCCCAUGCAAUCACCAGCAGGCACUCGCGGCGCAUUAGUGUAUAGCUCACUAGACGAGGACAUCAACUUGGCGAUUCGUAUGAAUCCGUCUCUACAAGGCCAACUACCUAACCGAACACUCGAUUUCUUCCUCUCCUACAUAAGCGUGAAUCUCCGGGACCAGGUCCGCGAGCAAGACAGAGAGAGGAUGCCACUGCAGUUCCUCUACGAGCCGGCAGACUGCCGUAUAUUCUACACCCCGCAAACUUGGUACAACUUUACUAACUUGUGGAACUACGCCGCCGAUGCCAUAUGGCGGAAUCCUGCCCUCUGCGUGCUGAAUUCCACAUCUAGCUCUGGACAACAGCCCCCCGCGCCGCCGCCGCCACUAAAACAUCUUGAUAUUGUCAACUUGACAGAAACUUCAGCAGCAGCAGAUGUAGAUAAUUCCCCCGCCACUUCCUCAUCAAUCGACAUCAACGACACCUCAAACGAUUUGCUCGGCUUCCCGGGAAAGCGCAAGUCACCCGCAGGCAAGCCCUGCACAUCCGACAGCGACUGCAAGACCGGUGGGAAUUUCAGGUGUAAAGAAAUGCAAGGAUGCAAGGAUGGGGAACCAACGACGUUCUCCCAAUGCGUCCAGGUCUGCAAGGUGGGACUCAGGCAGGGUGGCUGUGAAUGCAUGGGGGUGAGAGCAAACAUUAACCGCAGGAUCCCAGCCGAACGUUUCUCGAACGGCGGUUAUUGUCGGCCGAAUCUUGAUGCUUGUACCGAUAAAUCGUACAAUUACUACAGCAGGGCUUGGAAGCGGUAG